AUGAACUCGAACUACUACUCCGACAACUCAAUGUCUGUUGAUGUCAAGCUUGAGCCCGGCAUGGACGACCCCUCUGCCCUGCAGUCUUCGUCUGCUCAGUCUCUUGAGCUCGCGCCUGUCAACGAGUCACUCUCGCUCGUCGACCAGCUCCUCGCCUUCUACCAGCAAGGCGCCGUCUGGGUCCACCACACCCGCGCAUCGCUUGAGCUCGAUCUCACCGUGCAAGGACGGGACUCGUUCUCCUCCCGCCGCGCCAUCGCAGCCGGCCCGUCAGGUGUCAAGACGGAGCCAGCAUCGCCGCCGCCGCUCACCAAGCGCAACUCGCGCUGGUUGCAGCGCAAGCAAACAUUCAACCUCAACAUCAACCUCAACGCGAAGCUCGACGCAGCUGCACCUGCCAGCGCCCUUCGAGCACAUGGAGGCGCGCAUGGCCUCCUGCGUCAACUUGGCGGAGCUCGCGCGCUCCGUCAACCACCGCCCGCAGGCCCUCUCAGUAGGCGCCUAGCGGACCGUGGUCCCGCCGCCCUGCGUAUCGAUCAUACACAUCGAUACGCAGUAGGCUGCGCUCUACGCCCGCGACUCGAGACUAUUGGCCGUAGGUCUGCCCCUGAAGGCGGCCGCGUCGGUCGUUCUCGAGUGCACACAGCCCCUUCCAGGCGCUGA
Peniophora sp. CBMAI 1063 is the source of this 663-nucleotide messenger RNA. The record is from the annotation of a GenBank genome assembly. NCBI's taxonomy places the organism in Eukaryota, Fungi, Basidiomycota, Agaricomycetes, Russulales, Peniophoraceae.